AUGCGGGGUAUUGAGGUCGCGUGUAGAGGGACCAACUUAGCUUUCCCGAGAACGAACCACCUUCGAGUACGCGACCUAUGCGAUUCCACUUGUGGAAGCAUCGCAAAAGAUAUGGAGAUCGCAAUUCCCUUCGUCCAUUGGGGUUGUCGAGUAGGCGCGGGGAACAUGGAGUUGUUGCAG
Messenger RNA from Paramuricea clavata, 180 nucleotides. NCBI's taxonomy places the organism in Eukaryota, Metazoa, Cnidaria, Anthozoa, Malacalcyonacea, Plexauridae. The record is from the annotation of a GenBank genome assembly.